Messenger RNA from Fraxinus pennsylvanica, 2586 nucleotides. Lineage: Eukaryota; Viridiplantae; Streptophyta; Magnoliopsida; Lamiales; Oleaceae. The record is from the annotation of a GenBank genome assembly.
AUGUGUAUACUGUGUGUGAUUCAGAAGUGGUCAAGGAGGGUUGCUACCAUGUUGCCAUGGUUAGUGAUUCCACUGAUUGGGCUUUGGGCUCUAUCGCAGCUAUUGCCCCCUGCUUUCCGUUUUGAAAUCACAUCGCCAAGGCUGGCAUGCGUGUUCGUGCUGUUAGUAACCCUUUUUUGGUAUGAGGUUUUGAUGCCUAAGUUGUCCGCCUGGCAGGUCCGGAGGAAUGCUUGGCUUAGGGAGAGGAAGAGGAUUGAGGCAAUUGAAAUUCAAAAGUUGAGGAAGACUGCUACACGGAGGUGUAGGAAUUGUUUGACUCCAUAUCGGGAUCAGAGUCCUGGUGGGGGCAAGUUUACGUGCUCAUAUUGCGGGCAUAUUUCAAAGAGGCCCGUUCUUGACUUGCCCGCCUCUCUGGAUUUGGGGAGUUCAGGGAUUUUUAAGUAUUUAGUGGGGAAAAGUGGGACAAUGUUCAACAGAACGGUUUGGUCGGAGAAUGGGAAUUGGGUUGGGAGACCUUAUGAUGAGAAGUCAAGUUAUUGGAAGAAGAAUGGUGGUGGGUGUGUUGGUGAGGAAAAUCAUUUUUCGGCAGAGAAGUCUUAUUCCCACAUUUUUAUUUUUACUUGCAAGGUAUCUACGACUUUCUUUUUGACUAUAGUGUGGUUUUGGAGGAAGAUUUUUAGGGUUAGUUCAUCCAGUGAUAAUACUUCAACUGAUGCAGAGCUCAUACAGCUAUUGGAUAAGCGAGGUGAGAGUGGAGGGAAUUUUCAUGAGAGUAGAGGAGAGAAAGCUCGCAGAAAAGCUGAGGAGAAGAGGCAGGCUAGAUUAGAGAAGGAGCUACUCGAGGAGGAGGAAAGAAAGCAGAGAGAAGAAGUUGCGAGGUUGGUUGAAGAACGUAGGAGAUUGCGGGAUGAGAAGACGGAAGACAGAAAAAAAUGUGGAAAAGAGUUCCCUCCUGAGAAGGAUAGAAAUAGGAAAAAAGAAACUGAAAAGAAACAUCAGGAUAGAAAGAAAGAAAGAGAUAGGGGAUCAAGCAAAAGCAAUUCUGAUGCAGAGGAAUCAGAAACGAGAUUUGGCAAGGAGAGCACACGAAACAAAAACAUAGAUGGUGACAAAUGCGAACAAUACAGCAAUGUAUCUGAAAAUGUGAAAUCUCAUAGUGCAGAAGUGGGUCAUGGAUUUAAGGGUGCUACUAUGAACAGUCAUAACCGAGGAACUGCUGGAACAAGAUACCUGGAUCGUAUGAAGGGCACCUUUAUAUCUUCUUCUAGAGCAUUUACCGGAGGUGGUUUUUUGGGAAGAAGUGAUAAUAUUUCUACUGUUUCAAGCGAGCACAGACUUAAUGCAUCUGUAGAUCAUGUUCAAGGUUCUGCAUAUAGGAAAGAUGUAUUGCAACCGGAAUGGGUAUCUGGGAGAUCAAAUGUAAAUGGAGAUGAUAAGAAUGUCUAUCGUCCUGUGUUCACUGAACCUCAACUAUGUCCAGCCCCCAAAAAAUCAUGGCAACAAUUAUUCACUCGUUCAUCUUCUGUUUCUGCACCCUCUAUUCCGAAUGUCAUUGGUGGGCCAAACGUGAAGUCCCAAACAGAAGUUCAGAGCCCACUACAACUAUUUGAUGGACCUAUUAACUUUGGACAGCUGCCACCAUCUACUUUACCCUCUCUUCCUUUUAGAUUAACAAGCAGCAGUCGAUGUCAUCCACUGUCGUCUGAAGCUAUAUUACCUAGGAUUGGAGAAGCGCCAGAUCAACUUUUACCAGAGUCAGAGAUUUUUGAAGACCCUUGUUAUGUUCCAGACCCUGUAUCCUUGCUUGGGCCAGUUUCUGAAUCACUCUAUAACUUUGAUUUGGACCUCGGCUUUGUUACAGAUACAGUAUUGAAAGCAUCGUGUGCUGUGAAGACUACACCUGCACCAUCUGAAGUCACCAAGCCAUCACCAAUUCAGUCCCCAUUGUCCCGAUCACGAGUUUCAGAGGAAAGGCAGGGUAGUUCUGUUUUUCCCCCUAGUACUCCUAAAGCUCAGGAUAAUUCCAACGACGCAAAUGACAGUGGAACAUGGCAGAUGUGGAAUAGUUUGCCUCUAGGUCAGGCUGGUCUAGGUUUGGUAGGUGAAUCCAUCAGCUGGCUUUUGCCUCCAGAACUGAGCAGACCAAAGGAAGAUAUUAUGCAUCCGGUACCUCAGAAAACAAUGGCUUCACUGUUUAAGAAUGAUGAGCAUGUCAAUGCUGGCACUCAUUCUUCUCAAAAUAUUUUUCUUGGCAAUUUUCAGAAUGCUGGGACAUUUGAUAGUUCUGUGCCUAGCAUUGUUGAUGGUCCAUGGUUGCCAGAAACUUUGUACGGCCCAACUUCAGCUGGUGAGAACCAAAUUUUGUUGAAUCCUAGGGAGACAUCUGAUCGUAAUGGUAUAAUUUAUGGGAGUUCCAGUGAUGCUGCUCAACUUCAAUUUGACUUGUCUGCAGCUAAUUCUUGGGCCAAAAAGGACUGGACAGGAGAGGGCUCAAGAGACGGCACUGGAAACUCUUCAACAUCGAGGCCCCAUAUCGGUGGCCUUUACUCCACCUCAGAUGCACAACAUCUUUGGUCUUAUAAUUAA